This is a messenger RNA of Anopheles stephensi (Asian malaria mosquito), 1808 nucleotides long. RefSeq names its product protein-cysteine N-palmitoyltransferase Rasp (gene rasp). Gene Ontology annotation, biological process: protein palmitoylation. The transcript has 2 exons. Gene Ontology annotation, cellular component: endoplasmic reticulum. Bases 306 to 1781 code for a protein of 491 amino acids. The record is from RefSeq and is a predicted model, not a curated record. Lineage: Eukaryota; Metazoa; Arthropoda; Insecta; Diptera; Culicidae. Gene Ontology annotation, molecular function: palmitoyltransferase activity.
UCGUUUAUGCCGGAUAAUUUGAAUAUUAAACAGGUUGUCAAAUCUGGUGUCCGUUGGCGGUCUCACUAUCAGGCGAUUUGUUUGGUUUCGUUUGCCGGGGGCAUCCAAACGUAAACAAACAGAAAUGUUUGGUGAUGAGUUGUUGCGGUGCAGGUAACACUGAGCAAGUUAUUCCAAAGUGCCUUCUUCCCGCUCGCUGUUAAAUCUUAGCAACAUCACAUCCAUUAUCAUCAUCAUGCAAGUUUAGCGGCCGGUUACUUGUUGGUUGUUUCGUCAAAACAUCGAAUCCUAAAUGCAGUUCCAAAAUGGUGCAAAAACCCUCGACGGACCUGUUUGUGUGCUGUGCUCUCUACGUGGGAUGUUUGCUGUAUUCGUUUUACAAAAACUACGAACUUAGCAAUGAAAACUUGUUAAACUAUUACAGCCUCGAUACCGGUUGGUACAUAUUCAACUACCGAAGACGCGACGAUUUCGAUUGGGAAUGGGAACAUUACAUCGGAUUCAUCGAACGGCACGGAAUGUAUUUCCUGGUGCACGUGGUGGUAAUGGAAUUUGCUCGCCGUUUCUGUACGAAACACAUUUCCACCGUUUUAACGAUAUUCGGACUCGUGGUGAUCUAUCGCAUGUACAACGUGCCAGUAUUAAUGGUGAUUCUAGUGCAAAGUCUAUCGUUCUAUUACGGGAAUUCAGCAAAGUAUUAUCGAAGCACAAUCUGGUUGAAAACAUUCCUAUGGAUCGCUGUGAUAAACUACUUCAAGGUGUGGUACUUUUACGAUAAGCUAAAUGUACACCUCAACAUCCACAACGAUCAACUGCUGGAGCUGAGCCUCAUCACCUCAUGGAACGUCAUCAAGUGCACCAGCUUCUGUCUGGACAGGUGUAGGGAAGCACCGGCAAAGGAGCAUUACGCUUUGCAUGACCUGAUGGCUUAUUUGCUGUACUUUCCGCUGCUCCUGAUGGGACCCGCUAUAGUUUACAGCCGCUUCAAAACGAUCCACAACGAUUUUCAACAUGAGCUGGAACCUCACUCCUUUCCGGAUCGCAUGUGGACGCUAGCAAAGCGGCUAAUGAUGGCCUGGUUUUGGGCGUUGGUCAUGCUAGCAGGACAACACUUUCUCUACGUGAAUCUCAUCCAGCAAGAUCUGGAACUACUACGGCACGUGAACCUUUGGGCACUGUAUGGACUGGGCUUUCUGAUGGGCCAGUUUUUCUGCAUAAAGUACGUCGUGUUCUACGGCGUAGGCAUAGCGUUUGGCCGGUUCGACGGUGUUGACAUGCCCGCCAAACCGAUCUGCAUUGCCAGAGUGAACCAGUACUCGGACAUGUGGAAGUUUUUCGACCGAAGUUUGUACGAGUUCCUGUUCAAGUACAUCUACACCGAGCUGUGCACGAAAACGUCCGCACUGCCGCGCAAAAUUGUUGCCAGUUUGGCCACGUUCGCGUUCAUCUACAUCUGGCAUGGCGUGUUUCUGUUCAUUUUCAUAUGGUCGCUGAUAAAUUGGGUUUGCAUCUUGUUCGAACGGCUGGUCAACCAUUGCACUCCUGCCGAGAGUCGGUGGCGUGCGAUCAUCGGAACGCAUGUAUUCAUACCCUCGGUGCUGUCCAAUUUCUUCUUUUUUGCCUCUGAAAAUGUGGGCUACAUCUACCUCCAACGAACCUACACCGAGGGCAUCAGAAACUAUGUCGGUUUGUACGUGGCCUCGUAUUGUUUCUAUCAGACCGGACAGCUAGUGAAGAUUAUACAGACGAAUCGUGCUGUCGAAGACCGGCGAAAGAAGUGAAAAUAUAGAAAGCAUUUAUUUAUCCUA